CGCUAGUGUCAAAUAAGACGGAAUUCUAUAAAAUAUUUAUUAAUUUAAUAUUAGAAGACAUCUAGAUCUAGAUUCUAUAAUAUAUUACAUUCAUUAGUUUAAAUUAGCAUUAGACAUUGGAUUAUUUAUAUCUAUAAUAGAUCAACGUUAUUUUCCAACUAAUCAAGCAUGUCUUUAUUCAGAGCUCGGGUGUUGGCAGCACUUAGAAAUGUUCAUCGGGCUAAAAGAGAGGUUUUUAAUGGUGAUGAUCAUGCAAUGAAAGUGACCACCAAUAAAAUAAGAGAGGAAUUUAGAAAAAAUAUGACUUUGUCAGAUCCUACCAAAUUAGAAGAGGCUAUUACGAUAGCUAAUGAUGCAGCCAUGCUAUUGCGCACAACAGUUGUUCAACUUAGACAAAAAAACCAAGACACAUUUGAAUUACGGCUGACAAAAAACACAGCCCUGCCAAAGAACACACCAUAUGAUCCAUCAAAAGAGAUACCUUUACGUCACAGGGGGAAAAAUUGUUCUGAAGCUGGGUCUUAUUCAGAUUCAUAGUUUUUACUUAAAAUAGUGUUGUAUUAUAAUUUAUAAUGUACAUAAAACUGUGACUUUUAUAAAAAGCUAUUUUGUCAAUGAUCAUGAAUUUUAAGGUAUGUUUACUUAUUUAAAUACAUAUGAUAAACCAUUAUUUAUAAAGUAUGUGCACACCUAAUUGCUCUCUCUGUAAGAGUGUGUAACGAAAGUGGGCAUGAGAGGUAUUCUAAGGUAUAGAAAAGAUGUUGCUUGUAUGGGUAUGUUUGACUUGAAUAUUAAUAAAGUACAUUAAAAAAACAACCUUAUUUCUAAAGAUAGUAUUUAUAAUUAUGCCCAGUUUACUUGUAAUAAUAUUGUUAAGCUCUUUUAAGUGCAUGUUUAAAAAAUUUCUAGAUAUUAAUUGGUUGCAUAUACAUUUGAGUUCAACACAAAUAAAUGACAACUUAUCAUUUAGCUAAAGGUGUAGCUCCCAAGUUGCUUUAGAAAUGUUCUGUACUGUGUUUAACAAAAACUGCAUAAAUCUAGUGUAUUAAUUAAAUAAAA
Molecule: messenger RNA, 1059 nt
Organism: Physella acuta
Lineage: Eukaryota; Metazoa; Mollusca; Gastropoda; Physidae
Product: complex III assembly factor LYRM7
Biological process (GO): mitochondrial respiratory chain complex III assembly
Cellular component (GO): mitochondrial matrix
Molecular function (GO): protein folding chaperone
Source: RefSeq, a predicted model, not a curated record